UAAAAUUAAAAAAUAAAAAUAAAGCGUUGCCCUUUUCUCUUAGCUGCUACAGAGUCCUUGGUAGUUUACUCGGCGGAGACGAAAAAGAGAGAAUCACUCAUUUUGAGCGUUAAUGGCGACUCUCAGAAUUUCCAAUCCAGCCUCCGAAUUAUCACACUCUCAUUCUCCCAUGGCACACAUUUCCGUCGGCUUUUCGCCGUUGCUAAGCAAAAAUGCACCCUGCAACACCUCUUCAACGCAUCGCUCCAGAAAUUUUUGCACCUCCAAACGCCACCACACUGCGGUUUACUGCUCCUUCAUACCUACAGACUCCGCCAAGAUUAAGGUCGUCGGCGUCGGAGGCGGAGGUAACAAUGCCGUCAAUCGCAUGAUUGGUAGCGGCUUGCAGGGAGUGGACUUCUACGCCAUAAACACGGAUGCUCAAUCUCUUCUGCAAUCUGCUGCGGAGAAUCCUAUUCAGAUUGGGGAGCUUUUGACUCGUGGACUUGGUACUGGUGGAAACCCACUUUUGGGUGAACAAGCUGCAGAGGAGUCGAAGGAAGCUAUUGCGAAUUCUCUUAAGGGGUCAGAUAUGGUGUUUAUAACUGCUGGAAUGGGGGGUGGUACAGGUUCUGGUGCAGCUCCGGUUGUUGCACAAAUUGCUAAGGAAGCAGGGUACCUGACUGUUGGCGUUGUUACCUACCCGUUCAGCUUCGAGGGACGCAAGAGAUCUACUCAGGCUCUUGAAGCAAUUGAAAAGCUGCAGAAAAAUGUGGAUACACUUAUCGUGAUUCCAAAUGAUCGUCUUCUAGAUAUUGCUGAUGAACAUACCGCCCUUCAAGAUGCUUUUCUCCUAGCUGAUGAUGUUCUCCGUCAAGGUGUCCAAGGGAUAUCUGAUAUAAUCACAAUACCUGGUCUGGUAAAUGUGGAUUUUGCUGAUGUUAAGGCAGUCAUGAAAGAUUCUGGUACUGCUAUGCUUGGAGUGGGCGUUUCCUCUAGCAAGAACCGUGCUGAAGAAGCAGCCGAACAAGCCACACUGGCUCCAUUGAUUGGCUCUUCCAUCCAAUCUGCUACCGGAGUUGUUUACAAUAUUACUGGUGGAAAGGAUAUAACACUUCAAGAAGUAAAUAGGGUAUCUCAGGUUGUUACGAGCCUAGCAGACCCUUCCGCGAAUAUUAUAUUUGGUGCAGUCGUGGAUGAGCGAUAUAAUGGAGAGAUACAUGUUACUAUUAUUGCAACUGGGUUCACUCAGUCAUUUCAAAAGACACUUCUGACUGACCCAAGGGGAGCAAAGCUGUUGGAGAAGGCAGGCAGCCAAAACAGCAGCAAGUCCCCAGUGGCACUCAGCUCUUCUGCCUCUUCCGUCAAUGCUAAUCAGCCGCCUUCUCGAAGACUCUUCUUUUAGGUUCAUAUUUGGUUUACAUUUCUUUCAUUGUUUCUUUUCAUGAUUCAUAUGUUCAUUCUGGUGCAAUUAGGUAGGGUUAAUAUUGCAGGUUCGUACAACUAUUAUGAUCUUUUGUAUAUUGUAUGUUGGAUUGCACUUUUUUAAUGUAUGCCUCUUAGUUUGUGGUC
This is a messenger RNA of Salvia hispanica, 1551 nucleotides long. RefSeq names its product cell division protein FtsZ homolog 1, chloroplastic-like. NCBI's taxonomy places the organism in Eukaryota, Viridiplantae, Streptophyta, Magnoliopsida, Lamiales, Lamiaceae. Gene Ontology annotation, molecular function: GTP binding; GTPase activity. Gene Ontology annotation, cellular component: chloroplast; microtubule; cell division site. The record is from RefSeq and is a predicted model, not a curated record. Gene Ontology annotation, biological process: microtubule-based process; cell division; chloroplast fission.